AUGCGGUUGCCCUGUCGUUCGACCGCUGUCAUCUGUGACAUCUUGCUGCUGCUGUCCGCGUCACGACUCGCUGCUGCUGCUGCUGCUGCUGCUACUGCUGACGAUGCCGCUGCCACCAAGCCACCGGCUGCUCCUCUCUGGAUCCAGCCUUCUGGAGAAUGGUAUGGUAUCGACGGCACAUGGUCCAAUUUUAUGUUUGUGAUAGGCUCGCCCGCCGAGAUUGUCUACCUCACGCCAUCGACGGCCUUGUCGGAAAUCUGGACGAUAUCUAGCGGUGGCUGUCAUCCGGUUCAAAUCUGCAUCAAUGCUCGGGGUGGUGUCUUCAACUCCUCGCUGUCGGAAUCAUGGCAGCCAUUGGGGGCUUGGAAGCUGGGCAUGAACCACACGGGAAUGGGGGGGAAUGGUGAUUAUGGAUUGGAAACCUUGGGGUUCGUCAACACGUUGACUUCGGUGUCGACGCUCCUCGAGAACACAUUGGUGGCCGCCAUCAACGACACGCAGUAUUACAGCGGGUUUAUUGGGCUUGGUGUCACGCCUGGGAAGUUCGGCUCCAAUGUCUCAACUCCUUUUAUCCCUCAGCUUGCCCAGGUGUAUGGCGCUAUUCCCAGUCAUAGUUAUGGGUACACCGCCGGCGCCUACUACCGAGAGAAUGGCAAGAAGGGUAGUGGCACAGUUGCCUCUCUGGUUCUGGGGGGGUACGAUAGGCUUCGAUUCGUCCCUCACGGCAACAACUUUGCCCUCGAUCCGAUCACGCGACUUCCUCUUGUUCGCCUGCGUGGUGUGACGGCGCAAAUCACAGACGAGGACAAGGCCCCGGCUGCUAAUUGGACAUCAACAAGUCGGACGUUGGUCAAUAUGGAUGAUUCCAUCGAGGCUUUCAUCGACUCUUCCACACCGUACCUGUGGCUGCCGACCGAAGUAUGCGACCGUUUUGCUGAUGCUCUCAAUCUAACAUGGAGGGAGGAUCUCGGGUUGUACACUUUUGCAGGCGGAGGGGAACAGUACACGCGCUUUCAAAACGACGAGUCUUUGUCCUUCACCUUCACCCUUUCGAGCUUUGACAACACCGACAACUUUGGGCAACCGUUUAAUGUUCCGGGCGUGGUCAACAUCACGAUUCCGUCGGCGGCGUUUGCGCAGUUAUUACGUUACCCUUUCAGAAACGUCAUUCAAUGGGGCGAAUCGAGCAUUCCGUAUUUCCCGCUGAAGCGUUCGACUACCGAGGUCAACAAUAAUACCUAUAUCAUUGGUCGGGCGUUUAUGCAGGAGGCAUACAUCAUUACUACUUACGAUAAGAGCAUGUUCUCGCUUCACCAGGCGUUGUUUCCCGAGGCGGCCUCGAGCAAUUACUCACUUGAAGCCAUCGCAAGGCCACCGGAUAGCCCGUACCCGGAAUUCACAAGCGCACCUGCGCCGACUGGGACGAAUAACAGACUGGGGACUGGCCAGACGGUUGGUAUCGUGUUCAGCGCCUUCAUCACAGGAAGUAUUUUGGGGGGUCUGAUAUGGUUUUGCUGCCGUCGGAAAAAGUCAAAGCAAAAAUCUCAAAAUUCCGAGACAGACGAGGACAAACGCGAGGCUCACGUCACAGAAGAGGAGGAGCCACAGAGUCCAGUCAAGAAGGUGUUUUCGUUGAUCAUCAGGAGGAAGAGAUCAAGGAAACCAGAAAUUCACGAAGUGCACAACAACAGCACCCAACCCGUCGAGGUUGGGGCAGACGGAGAAAACCAGGUGUACGAAAUGCCUGUACCGCCAGAACCGGUUGAACUGGACAGCCAUGAUCUUGGGGAUGACGAGACCGACGUUGGGGUAGAUAGUGCCCAGGGAAUGAGCGAAUAUGAGCUCACUCAGCGGAAACUGGAAAGGCAGAUGAGGGGGCCGGUGCCGACUUAUACACCCACGUCAACAACGCACAUGACGAUACCGACGGGGGUGAUGCAGCAAGAAAAGUCCAUGCAGGACAUGAGCCGAGUUGCUCAUUACCGACCGCCAGAUACGCCCUCGCCGGCGUCGUCGCCGACGUAUGCGAAUAGCGACUCGUUUCCGAAUUCGUUGCCGUCACCGAUGACGCCGCAUGGGGACUGGGCGGGGAGGAUGUUUGAUUUGCCUUCUCCUAUGACGGUUGCCCCGCCGCCGUUGCAUUUAUAUCCCCCUUCCCAGCAACACCACCACCACCACAUCAGGACUUCGGACCCUGCUGGCUCGAGUUAUUCACCUGUUUCCCCGACCUCGGCUCAGACUUUUGCCCCUUCGUCGGUGUCGAUGAUGAGGUUACCGCCGCCGUCGUUUCAAAGAACACCGAUUAACAACUCCCAGAUUGUCUGUUUGGGACCGUUGCCGGAACAUAUCGAGCUGCCUACUCAACGUCCACCCCAACCACCGACGCCGACUACUAGAGUUUUUGACUCGAACGGGCAGCCGGUCGAUGGAGGGGUGUCGCCUGUGUCGCCGACUUCUCCUUUGCCGCUUCCGCCGGGGAGGUUAGGGGGAGGGCAUUAUCGCUCUGAGAAUAAUGGGAGUAGUGAGACGUUGGGGAGUAAUUUUACCGAGGAGGAGGCGGGGGAGAUGAUUUUGGGGAGGGGGGGGAAUACGAAACAACCAACACAAGGGGAGCAGCAGCAGAGAAGGAGAUUGGGACAGGUGCCUCAGAGGAUAAAUCUGUUGCAGCCGCCGAGGGGAGGGAGAGGGGGGGAGCAAGAGGAGGAUGAUGACAAUGACAUGCCGAAUAGUCCGCAGAGCAUGGAGCGGAUAGAGGGACGGGAUGGGUUGAUUCAUGUGCCGCAGGUGGCGGAUAAGAGGUAUAGUUGGGAGGAGGGGAGUGGGUGA
Messenger RNA from Podospora pseudocomata, 2826 nucleotides. RefSeq lists its product as uncharacterized. Bases 1 to 2826 code for a protein of 941 amino acids. Lineage: Eukaryota; Fungi; Ascomycota; Sordariomycetes; Sordariales; Podosporaceae. The transcript is spliced from 4 exons. The record is from RefSeq and is a predicted model, not a curated record.